ACUGCUCUCAGUCCCAGUGAGCCGCUCCUGUGAGCGCCAUGUCGCCCUCAGCUGGACCUGGAGCAGCGCUCAGCGCUCUGGCAGUAGGGGGCGGCAGCGAGGCGGUGAUCCGUGGCGAACUUGUGGAGGGGCCCGAGGGCCCAACCUUCGUGGCGCUGCGGAGGCUCCGCUGGGGCACGCCCAUUCUCACGGAGCGGCCGCUGCUGCUGGUUGAGGCGGACACGGACCGUUACCUCCGGGCGGAGGGCGCGGAUCCCCGCUUGGCCGAGCUCGCCGAAGCGCUCGGGGACGCCACACGGCUUGCGGCAUAUGUGGCAUUCCGGCAGUUGCACGAGCGCAAGCAGAAGGAGCUCCUGGCUCUCUGGCGGGAUGGCCUUGAGGACUCCGAUGCCACGGCCCGAGCGGUCCAUGCUGCAAACCGCCAGGGCAUCGAGGAGUUCUUGAAGGACCACCCCCACUUCAAGCAAUGUGUCUACUGGAAUCAUGUCAUCCUGGUGUCCUCCAUCUUUGGGCGGUUUGGAUUGGUCAACCCCGAUGGCAGCAGAGCAGUUUAUGGCCUGUGCAGCCACAUCCGCCACAGCUGCCGGCCCAAUGCGGCAUGGUUCACCCUGCGCAAGGGCUUCCCACGGGGAAAGCGAAUGUUGCACGUGAUCCAUUUGGAGGGGAUCCAGCGACGCGAAGAGAUCACCGUGUCCCAGUUGGAGGAAUCCAUUCUGGUGCAGCCAAAGGCGCUGCGCUCGCUACAGCUUCUGAAGUGCCAGGGCCGACGCUGUGGCUGUCCUCGCUGCGCUGCAGGGAACGAGGAGGAGGACGAGAGGAUCCGGUACCUCUUCGGCAAGCUGGGCACAGCGCUGGCGGCCAAGCCGCCCACGGAUGGCUCCACGGCGCUGGCGCAGGAAUGCCUGCAGGAGUUGGAUAGGCUGGUGCCAUUCUCCAUGCAAUCGAAGGCCAAGGCGAAGGUGCUGUUAGCCACAGCCUUCGGGGAGCUGUCCCAGCGCGCAGCAUGGCAGCAGGACAACAAGUCCGCCAACAUCAUCCGAUGGACCGGACUGGACGCAGAGAGCCAGGAGCAGAGGUUGAAGGACGCCAAGAAGCUCUACGAGACGGCGGGCAAAGACUUCGAGUACCUGCUGGGCCAGGACGCCCUGCCCAUUUUGGAGCGGAUGGAGUCGGGCUACGCCCCUGUGCAGGACCAGCACAAGGUCUUGGCCAAGUACAUGCGAGAGAAGGAGCCCGACGAGGACCCCAGCGCUGCGGCGGGCGUGCCCUGGCCUGAGCAGGCGCAGGGCUACCAGCCACAAUUGAGGCAGCCCGGCAUGCCACCGACAUGGGAGGAGCUCUUCAAAACCAAGGCCUGAGACAGCGCAGGGCCGCAACUUCGGCAAUCGCAUGUGAGGGGAAGCAGU
Messenger RNA from Effrenium voratum, 1406 nucleotides. The record is from the annotation of a GenBank genome assembly. NCBI's taxonomy places the organism in Eukaryota, Dinophyceae, Suessiales, Symbiodiniaceae.